ACAAUGCCUGCAGACUACAAUGGAACAUGGGAAAUGGAAUCCAAUGAAAACUUUGAAGGUUACAUGGUUGCACUAGGCAUUGACUUUGCUACCCGCAAGAUUGCAAACCACCUGAAACAAACAAAAGAAAUUAUUCAAGAGGGUAACCAUUUCAAGACAAAAACAGUGAGCACUUUCAGAAACUAUGAACUGAAUUACACCAUAGGAGAGGAAUUUGAAGAGCACACCAAGGGACUUGAUAACCGAGUGGUGAAGACACUAGUGACCUGGGAUGGAGAUAAACUAAUCUGUGUCCAGAAAGGUGAAAAGAAGAACAGAGGAUGGAAACACUGGAUUGAAGGAGACAGACUGCAUUUGGAGCUGACAUGUGAAGACCAGGUGUGCCAUCAAGUCUUUAAGAAAAAAUAAAUUGAGCAGCCACAUCAUGUAUAAUUACUGUCACGUUUGCUGUGGUAAAUAAAUAAACAAACAAACA
Varanus komodoensis (Komodo dragon) is the source of this 475-nucleotide messenger RNA. It is a transcript of the gene RBP2, whose product is annotated as retinol binding protein 2. Lineage: Eukaryota; Metazoa; Chordata; Lepidosauria; Squamata; Varanidae. The transcript has 4 exons. Gene Ontology annotation, molecular function: fatty acid binding. Gene Ontology annotation, biological process: fatty acid transport. The record is from RefSeq and is a predicted model, not a curated record. Gene Ontology annotation, cellular component: cytosol; nucleus. The coding region runs from base 4 to 408 and encodes 134 amino acids.